AUGGCGCAACAGCCUGUCGACCUCAAAGCAGUACGUGAGCAUUUUAACGCACUGAAGUCUACAUCAAAAGCCUUCGUAGACAUCUGGGAUUCGAAAGUGUCGCCGAACUUCGAUCAAGAUCUAAGAGAUAUUGUCGGAUAUGAUUGCGGCUACGUACUCGGGAACCACCCUGGCAAGGACAGCGGCACCAGAGUUGUCGAGGUUAUGACGCCCAAGGAGCUUCCUGGAGACACCAGUAACAAGAUCCGGAGCAAGAUCUUGUUGUAUUUUGCGGAAUCCAAAGAGCUUCAGGACACAAUCACGGUCGAGUUUUGCAUCGGGCAUGUCGGGAGUGCUGCAGGCGCAUUCGCUUCGAGUCAGGACGCAGAUAACGAGCUGAAGAAGCCUCGAAACUGUCGCAAGCACAGCGAGAGACUGCUUGGGGAUUCUGUCAGCUUUGAAGAGAGCGAUUGCGCCGCAACCCUUGGACCAGCUAUCAGACUCGGCGGCUGUAAUGGCUGGAUUGUCAACUGGCAUAUGUUCCAUGGUAUUGAGAAUUGGAAAGAGCUGGAUAAUCCGUACCCGGUGCCGCGCUACGGUUUGUUCCACCCAGCCUACAUUGAUUGCAACGAGGACGAGGGACCACUACAGAUUGGGGAGCUUCAGGCUUACUCAGGACGGAUGUACAGAACAACUCGUCCAUCGAGAUCUCUAAGCCAUUUUGCGCCAAGUGUUCAGGGAGAAUGCAAGCCAACUACGCAAGUAGUUACGGAUUGGGCCUUUUGCAAAGCCGAGAAAAAUGAAGUUCAGAACUGUCUUCGAUAUGCACCAUCGGGUAUCGAGGUUGAUGAUCGUUCGGACCCAAUCCCAGGAGCCUUUGUGCAACGCCCCCAACUGCAGAUUGUCCAGACAACUGGCCGAAGUAGUGGAUUUCGAUAUGCUGUGGUAUGCGAGACACCUGCCAAAGUCCGCCAAUACCCACAUAUGCCUACCCGGGAAUGGUGUUUGAUGAACCUUGGAGAUCUCAUGCUGGUCGAAGACUGGAAUUCCGAGGGUCCCGGCGUGUGCGGUGACUCGGGUGCGGCCGUAGUGCACGAUGAGACGGGAGAACUGAUCGGCCAAAUAUGGGGUCGAAAUGUUUACGAAGGUCACCGGCAAACUCCCAGGGUGACAUACUUCACACAUCACUGGGACAUUUUCGACGAUAUCAGUGAGAGAUAUCCCACUUUGGAGGGCCCCUCCCUCAUCCUCUCGAAUAGAGCGAAUGUAGGAGAUGGAGCUCCCAACCCUUCGAAUGUGGAGGCCGACGAGAGGACUUUAAAUCCAUCGCGACCGCGGAGCCGGGCAUGUUCGUCCACGGGUGGUGCCGAUGGAGUAGUUGAAUCCUUCUCUCAGUCAACUCUAGCACAGAGUGUGACCAAUUCGAUAGGAUCUGGUGAAGGCAAGGCAAAGAAGACCGAUGUUGGAAAGGCUUUGGAGGGCGAAAUGGGAUGCGGACAUCGAGACUCUCAUUCCCGUAAUGCUGCUAGAAUCUCGGCGGAUGAUGACACCGAUGUACUGGUAAUGCGACGGAGCUCGGCGAUGGUGACAGCUUAA
Colletotrichum tamarilloi is the source of this 1575-nucleotide messenger RNA. RefSeq lists its product as uncharacterized. Bases 1 to 1575 code for a protein of 524 amino acids. The transcript has a single exon. The record is from RefSeq and is a predicted model, not a curated record. Lineage: Eukaryota; Fungi; Ascomycota; Sordariomycetes; Glomerellales; Glomerellaceae.